Messenger RNA from Apodemus sylvaticus (European woodmouse), 1293 nucleotides. Its product is annotated as tear acid lipase-like protein. NCBI's taxonomy places the organism in Eukaryota, Metazoa, Chordata, Mammalia, Rodentia, Muridae. Gene Ontology annotation, biological process: sterol metabolic process. The transcript is spliced from 9 exons. The coding region runs from base 1 to 1200 and encodes 399 amino acids. Gene Ontology annotation, cellular component: intracellular membrane-bounded organelle. Gene Ontology annotation, molecular function: sterol ester esterase activity. The record is from RefSeq and is a predicted model, not a curated record.
AUGGGUCAGAGAGUGUUGACUGGAAUGUGGAAACCUGGAUCUAUAGCAGACUUGCUUUCAAGUGUCCCAUUUAGUCCAAUGCCAGAAUCAUAUAAAUCAUACAAGAAACUUAGAAGUGAGAUAAUUUCCUACUGGGAUUACAUAUAUGAAGAGUAUGAGGUGGUGACUCAAGAUGGCUACAUACUUCCAGUUUACAGAAUUCCACGGGGGAAGAAUGAGUCCAGUAAUUUAGUUCUGAAGCCAGUCGUAUACUUGCAACAUGGGUGGACUCUCUCUGCUUCCAUUUGGCUUGUCAACCCUCCCAGGAGCAGCCUGGGCUUUUUGCUGGCAGAUGCUGGUUUUGAUGUGUGGCUGGGGAAUAGCAGAGGUAAUACUUAUGCCAGAAAACAUGUGCACCUAGAUCCAGAUUCUAAGGAAUUCUGGGCUUUUAGUUAUGACGAACACAUAAAAUAUGAUCUUCCGGCCACCAUUGACUUCGUUGUGAAUAAAACAGGACAGAAACAAAUUUACUAUGUGGGUCAUUCCCAGGGCACCCUUCUCGCCUUUGGAGCAUUUGCAACAAAUCCACAAUUGGCUCAGAAGAUUAAAAAAAAUUUUUUACUCGGUCCUGUUGCAACUGUUAAAUACAUAUCAGGACUCGUCCGCACGAUUGCAUACAUGGGAAAAACUACGGCCAAGAUCCUCUUUGGUGAAAAAGACAUAUUCUCCAGCUCAGAUGCUAAAUAUUUCGUGGAGUUUUUGUGUCAGAGAAAGACAAUUGGAUCAGCUUGUAAUAAUUUACUUACUUUGCUAUUCGGAUAUAAUCCCAAAAAUUUAAAUGAGAGUCGUUUUGAUGUGUAUGCAGGACAGGCUCCUGCAGGAACCUCAGUUCAGACCAUGCUUCAUUAUUCACAGGGAAUCAGAUCAGGGAUAUUCCAAGCUUAUGACUGGGGAAGUCAAUUUCUGAAUAUGCUGCACUACAGUCAGCCCACACCUCCACUAUAUAAGGUAGAGGACAUGAAGGUGCCAACUGCCAUGUGGAGUGGUGGUCGAGAUUUUCUGGCAGAUCCAAUUGAUGUUAAAAAAUUGGAACCCAACAUCUCCAAUCUCUUUUAUCAUAAGAAGAUUGCUGACUACAGUCAUUUGGAUUUUGUGAUAGGUUUAGAUGCUCCCCAAAAAGUAUUCAAUGAAAUUGUUACAUUCAUCAAGGAAGAUAAAUAAUAAAGGCUGAACUUUAUUUCACUUUCUAUCUAUUUUUCUGCUUCUUUUGAGGGUCUGCUGCUUUCCACAGUGUGAAGAAUUGUUUUCUCUUAG